Varanus komodoensis (Komodo dragon) is the source of this 5149-nucleotide messenger RNA. RefSeq names its product CD81 molecule (gene CD81). Bases 192 to 908 code for a protein of 238 amino acids. The transcript has 8 exons. NCBI's taxonomy places the organism in Eukaryota, Metazoa, Chordata, Lepidosauria, Squamata, Varanidae. Gene Ontology annotation, cellular component: membrane. The record is from RefSeq and is a predicted model, not a curated record.
GUCUGCGAGGCAGAAAGAGGGUGGAGAAAUAACGGGCAAAUAAUUCAGGCACCCAGCCUAGCUGUCUGUAGCCCCGGAAAACAACAACAGAGCCCAUCGUCAGAAGCCGCGGUAGCUGUCGCAGCGCCUCGUUCUGCUUGCGGAAAACAGGCCAGACCCUCACCGGGCAGUCGAAGCGCAGAGCCGCAGCGAUGGGAGUGGAAGGCUGCACCAAGUGCAUCAAAUACCUGCUAUUCGUCUUCAAUUUUGUCUUCUGGCUGGCAGGAGGAAUAAUUCUAGGUGUGGCAUUAUGGCUUCGUCAUGACACACAGACCUCAGCUAUCUUGGGAUCAAAACUAGAUGAUCAGCAGGCUCCUACCACAUUCUAUGUUGGAAUCUACAUCCUGAUUGCUGUUGGAGCAGUGAUGAUGUUUGUGGGUUUCCUGGGAUGCUAUGGUGCUAUCCAGGAGUCACAGUGCCUUCUUGGAACAUUUUUCACAUGCCUGGUAAUCUUGUUUGCUUGUGAAGUGGCUGCAGGAAUCUGGGGGUUCGUUAAUAAAGAUCAGAUUGCAGGUGAUGUCAAACAAUUCUAUGACCAGGCAUUGGACCAAGCAAAAGUAAAAGAUGAGAGCAAAUCCAACAAGGCAAGAGCAGUUGUGAAAACCUUUCAUGAAACGCUAAAAUGCUGCGGUGCACGUACUGUGGAAGCUUUAAUCAACAUAGCAACAUAUGAUUUCUGCCCUUCUGAAGGAAAAUUGAUUCCAUCAUUUUCAAACGACAUAAACUGUCACCACAAAAUUGAUGAGCUAUUCUCUGGAAAGUUGUACCUGAUUGGCAUUGCUGCCAUCGUGGUGGCUGUGAUCAUGAUCUUGGAAAUGAUUUUGAGCAUGGUGCUCUGUUGUGGCAUCAGGAACAGCUCCGUCUAUUGAGAAGUGGAAGGGCAGAAGCGAAGCAAUGGUGCCGAAGGGACCCCAAAGUGCCGCUGUCUGACCAGGAGACACUUCCAACAGAAGACAAAGAAAAAUAUGUAUAUAAAUAUUUCAGAUAUUACCAUACAGUACUUAUCAUUCUUACUUGGAAGUCUUUUUGUUUGUUUAAUGGUGGGGGAGGGGAGGGGGGAGUUUUCUGUAUAAUUGUGGAUGAAUUAGUUACGAAUUGGUUUGUGUGGUAGAAAAGCUAUCAUACCAGUGGUUCCAGGCCUUUAUUAAAGAUAGCCUUUUUCUUUUGUUUCUCCCCCUCUCCAUUGUUCCUGUGGUGCCCACAUGAAAUUAAAGAAAGUUUACAAAGGUGCCAUUCUUUUAUCAGGAACUGAUUUUUUUUUCACUUUUAUUCCCCAGUAGUGUUUACUGGGGAAGAGGUGGGUAAACUGAAAUAGUCCUUUUGACUCCUAAUCCUAGCAUUUCUUGUUCUAACAUUAUCUUCCUUGGAUUCUAAACUGUGGGCAAUGUAUGACUUUCCAGAGAUAGGCCUACAAUUUCCUUCAGCUCUAGCCAUCAGAGUCCAUGAUGAGGGAUCAUGGGAAUUGUGGGCCAAACCAUCUGGAGGCUCACAAGGUGCCCAUCCCUGGUUUAUAAGGAUUCUUGGUCUAAAUCUGUAUAAGACUGCAAGAGUGCAUUGCUACUUCCAGUUUGUUAUUAACCACACAUGUGACAGUGCUUUUCACAACAUUCUCCACCCCUUUCAAUGAGGAGACUUCUUUCAUCAAUUUGCAUGGCAGUCCAUUAUGUCUCCUGGUGUGACAACAUCAGUGUAAGUCAAAGUUAAAUCUUUGGAAUUCCAAAACAGGGAGGAUUUUUAGAUAAAAAAGAAAACUAAAUAGGCUGAUUGUGGAAUGGCAGCACGUUUUAUAUGUCACUGCUUAAAGUGAACUCCCACCUUUGUACUUACGUAAUUAGUGCUGAAUGCAGGUACUCUCUGAUGGCAAUUACUUGGUAAAUGCAUAGAAUUCUAAUGAUGCAAGAAAGUAUCUGUUGAAGGAAAUUGUUGGAUACCGGUUUCUUUAAAAAAUCCCUAAUUUUAAUGGAGGCAUAUAUUCUUGUGCCUUUAUAAAACCUGGAAUACUAGGGCUGGAUAAUAGCUAACUGGAUGUAUAUGAGUAUGUCUUUGCAAACAGAGUUUAGAACAAGUUCGCUCUAUGCACCAGAAGUAAAAAGCAUGGAAUCCAAGACUGCACAGUUGGAAGGUUGCUUAUAUGGCAGGACUUCAGCCUACUCGCCUCUCCUCUGCAGUCCCCCACACUGCCCCAAAUUCUCUGCCACAACCUUCCAAAGCAGAUUUUAACAGAGUAUAGGGUCUGAAAGGGGAGGGGGAAUUGUCCAUAUCCCACUUCCACUGACAGAAGCAGUUCCAUCAGCAGAUCAACAAUACAAUUCCACAUAUAGUAAGAGACCCAUGUGCUUCCUAAGCUAAGCCAUGUUGAUACCCCCUUCCCCGCUUGACCUAGUUUGUAAUAUUAGACUAUUCGCCCGCCCAAUAAAAAUAGCCUAUUGAUCUCUGCAACUUGAACAAGAGUUCAGUGGGUGCAAGAGGUCCUGUUUGCUACCCAGGUUCCACAAAGCCCUUCCUUACUCUAACAUGGGCAUGGUCAAAGGGACUUUUAAAGAACAGCAGUGCAGGCUUAUUUAGCACAGAUGCGUCUUAUCCUCUCAUACCACUUAGUAGUUCAAGUUUACAUGCUCUUCAGGCAGAAAUAAUUUUUAAUCUUGGUUUUCCCCUGCUGUAUUCUCCCUAUGGACUCUGUGCCUUUUCGAUGAGCAUGGGGACAACAUAAACAGAAGUGAGAGACUCAAACAGGGGUGCAGAUAUAAUCUUCCAGCACUGGCUAGAAUGCUUUUAAAGCACAUUUAGAAGAACUGCACUAGUAAUGAAGACCCCUGCAAUAGCUUCAUUUCCUCUUCUAAAUAUAGCAAGUAGAGCACUUUUAGAGGCUCACUGCAAAGAUACGCAUAGACUGAGGCACAGCAGAAAAUACUGAGUGGGGGUUUCUCCUCUCUCCUUUUCCCUUUCUGGCAUGGCUAGCUCCCACUAUCUCAACAUUCUUUAAAAAGCUACUCCAAAUCAAACUCUGCUCAUAGUGUCCUAAGGAAGCAAUGUCUCAGAGUCUUGCAGGAUGUUGUUCAUGGGAAUUGGGAAGACCUCUUUUAGCCUUAGAAAUAGCCUUAAAGCAACACUGCCCGAAUGUCAAGCUUUGCAUGCACUGGAAACAGAAAUUGAUUCUACCAACCUAUCCACCCUUCAGAGGCUUUAGAGUCACAUGUUCCAGUAUAAUAUGCUGUAUGUACAAUUUGUAGGUAUCAACUGUGCAUGUCCAUUUAUUUACAUACACACACAGACAUAUAUGCACAUUGGGGUUACCAGCGUACAGAAUGGAUAUGUGUAACUCACUGCCUUUUGUCGAGCGUCUUUGAGAAAUGUAUAUUAUGCACCACCAGACAUCUUGUGUUUUGUUUUUCCUAUGCCGUAUGUUUGAUAUUGUUCCGCAUUCAGCUGAUGUGUGUAAGCAGCCCAAGCUCUGUUUGGAAGAGUCACAGCUCUGUCCUCCAAGAAUGGAAGAUAAGUUGAGCACAUUCUUAGGAAACGUGUUUUGCUGUAGGCAGAGGAUGCUGUUUCUAUACAGUGCAGAUGUCUCUUGGCCACACUGCAUUAAUGCAGGAGAAGGAGAAGCCUAUGGUCCACCUUUUCCACAGCUUGUCUUAGGAGCAAGGCACAACUGUACAUUGCACGUGAGUCUGUGUAACCAUGUCUUGUCAUAUUUUUACUUUGAAAGCAGCUUCCAGAGGGUGUGGCUUUUGGGAAAAUCGAAGAGGAGUGCUUAGCAUGAUGAGUGCUUAAGUUAUUUGAAACUUCAUAUACGGGGAGCAACUGUAAAACACUUUUUGAAUAAAAAGGCAGUUGAGAAAGGCCUACAUUUAUGUGUGCACCCUCUGUUACUCCUCUGCUCUCUGGUGACUGCUUUUUAUUUAUUUUAUUUUUUCAUAUAAAAACAAACAUUUAUUUGCAUGUGUGUAGUAUGUACUGCAAGAGCUAAGCAUGGAGAACUGAAAAGUUAUAAGGAAAAUCAAAAGGUACUCCUGCCUAUGUGAUUAGUAAGAUGUGAAUUUUGCCUUCCUCAAAAAGGAAGCCUGAGUAGGAAACUGAGCUCCAAGGGCCAGGAACAUUCAUCGAUGGCACCAUUUUGAUAUAAGCAGAAACCAAGCAGAUGAGGAGUGUUCUCCUAUGAGAAGAAAGGUUUCUGAAAGCAGGUGGUGAAAACAUAGCACUGGUCUAUAGAAACAGCAGAUUGCACUGUGAAACUGUUUCUAGAUUGACACGUUUCCUUCAUGUAGGAUUUCUUUACCUUUCUGGCAAAGUGCACACAUGUGUGCUGUUCCUGUAAACUGGGUUUAAGGCCUCUUUCAGUGCCAAUAAUGGCAGGAUAUUUUCCCAUUUUGUUUUUCAAGACUGCAAGGAAUCAAGGGAUCACCAAGAGGGAAACACAGGCAGCUUCGUAAUAUCAAGACGGGUUGAUCAGUUGCUAGAUAAAUCAUCCCCAGUGGCAACACCUGCUGUGAAAGCCUGCUUUAAAAGUGCCUACUUAGGAAUGGGCGGCAUGAGGAAUGUCUUCCAAUAUGGCUCUAGCAUGUAAAAGAUGAGAAGCUUGUGUUAAGAGAGACUUAUUCCUAAAAUGAGGUGGAAAGGGAAGAGAAUGAAGGAUUUACACUGAUUCUUCUGUAAAGCAAAGAACCAGAGCCAUUUUUGUUUUGAAAUCUUAGGUUAUCUUGCAGAGUUUUCGAACCAAAUGCAGUAUGUUACCUUUACCAAGGUUUGUGGCUGCAUUGUGGUUCCUCAGAGAACCACCAUGGGUCAGGUUGGGCUUUGGGCUGUCUCUGCCCAAAAGGCUUGCUUUCGUAAGGUUGUGUCUAGGCAAAAAUUAUGGACAACUCUCCUGUAAGCCAAAAGGGAUACACUGUGUUCCCUUUCACUGUUGGGAUCUGUGCCAAUCAAAACAGGGCUAAUUACGAGGCAGUCCGCAGAGGAAGGCCAGACAGAGCUGCUGGCCACACUGGGCUGGAAGCCUGGGUUUCUUUUGUACCAUGGAGCAUGCCGCAACCUAUGCGUGUGUAUUAACAACCAUUUCUCUGCCUUUUUUUGGUCACCUCUUGACUUUUUAAUAAACGUUUUCUCGUGUGCA